Molecule: messenger RNA, 7557 nt
Organism: Plasmodium falciparum 3D7
Lineage: Eukaryota; Apicomplexa; Aconoidasida; Haemosporida; Plasmodiidae
Gene: TERT
Product: telomerase reverse transcriptase
Biological process (GO): telomere maintenance
Cellular component (GO): nucleus; chromosome, telomeric region
Molecular function (GO): transferase activity; DNA-directed DNA polymerase activity; DNA polymerase activity
Source: RefSeq, a predicted model, not a curated record
AUGAAUAAUGAACCUACAAAUAAUGAUAAGAAUUAUUUAAAAAAUAUAUUUAAUUGUACUGAUAAGAAAAUAAUAUUAUUUAAAUCUUACUUAAAAAACAAAUUAGAUAUUGAUUCUUUUACUUUAGGUGAAUAUUGUUUUAAACAUGAUGAGAAGUUCCAGAGAAGUGUGUUAUCAAAUAUCUUAAAAGAACAAAUAAUAAGUAAGAAGGAUAAGAAUAAAUUACAUUUAAUAAAUGAAAUAAUAAUAGAUACAUCAUUUUUUAAAGAGAAUUAUGAUUUUCAAUAUUUUUUAGAAAAUGUUUUAUUAUUAGAAGAUUUAGUUUUAAAAAAGUUGGAUAAUAAAUUAAAUGAUGAGGAUUUUAUAUUUAAAGAAAAUAAAAAAGUAUCUAUAAAUAAUUGGAAAGAAUGUUAUAGUCAUAUUAAGAAAAAAUUAAAUAUCAAAGGUAUGGAUGAAAAAAGUAAGAUAUAUAAUAAUUCUAUUUUAUUAUUUAAUUCUACUAAAUUUUCCUAUGAUGAUAUAAAUUGUUGUGAUUCUUUUUAUGGUUUAAAAGUAUGGGAUAUAUUAUUUAAUUAUGUAUCAUUCGAUUUUUUAAAUUAUUUAUUGUCUAAUACACUUAUAUUUAUAUCUGACUACUUUUUUAUCAAUACAAAUAAUAAUUUUAAAACAUAUGUAAAGUCAUCUUACUUUAUUAAAAUUGCAGAAAUACAAUUAAAUUAUCAAGAUGCUCAAAAUAUAGAAAGAAAUAUUUUUUCAAAAAAAAAAAAUUUAUAUUAUAAAAAUACAAAACUAGUAAAAUUAACAUAUCAAAAAAAAAGCAUCAAGGAUAGUACAACACCAAAUUUAACCAUCCAAAAAAAAAAAAAAAAAAAAAAAAAAAAAAAAUUCAGUAAAAAUAUAAAUACAAAUGAACAUAUAAAUAUAAAUAUAAAUAAUUAUAUAUAUAAUACAUUAAAUCAAAACAAUGAAGUCAAUCAAUAUAAUGUUAAUCAUCUCAAUAUGGAUAAAAAUAUUACCUACAAAGAAAAGGAGUCGCAGAAUUAUACCAUCAAUAAUAAUUUAUUAAAUGAUCAACUUUUAUAUUAUAAUAAAACAUAUCAGAAUAAUGUAAAUACACAUAUUUAUUCAAAUGAUAAUAAAACGCCUAUUAUUGCUAACCAGUGUAUAGAUAUACAUAACCGUGUAAGUGAUCCGACAAGGAAAAAUAUAUUUUAUCAUAGUAUAAACAGCCUUUCGUAUGAAGCAAGUUUGAAUAUUUUUCAUUAUAAUAAUCUGACACAACAUACAACAUAUAUAGAUACACCAAAUAAAAGUCAAACAUGUAUAAAUAGUCCUAUGCAACAUGAAAUAGAUGAACAUUCAAAUAAUGAAUUGAAAAAUCAAAAAUGUACUCAAUAUGAAUAUGUAGAUAACGUAUGCACAACGAAUAAAAAUAUAUCAAACGAUAAUAUAAGUGAUAAAUGUAUUACUACUAAAAAUAUACCUCUAAAAUAUCAUAUUAAUAAAAAAUAUAAAUACUUAUUAAAAAAAAAAUACCAUACAAUGUACACAAAUAAUGAUCAUUCAUAUGGAAAGUAUUUGUAUCUUGUUCAGUGCAGUGGUCGAAUUUUAAAAAAUGACUUUUUUAAGGACAUGAAACAAAUACAAGAAGAAAGAAAGAAAUAUACAUCAAAUAUUAAGAUCAACAGUGAAUAUACCAAUAAUAUAAUAAUUAACAACAACAACAACAACAACAAUAAUAAUAAUAAUAAUAACAAUAAUGUGCAUGGUUUUGGACAUAUAAACAAUUUGUUCUCUUCUAACGAAUUUCCAUCUUCUAACAUUUCAAGCUGUACUAAUUACACAGAAAAAAAUGAUAAAUUAACACACAUAAGGGAAACUUCCUUACUAAUAACAGAAAAUUCUUCAAAAAAAGAUAAGCUGUUACCAGAAAUAGAUUUCUUUUCUGAGGAUAGAAAGGAGAAAUCAUCAUCGGUUGGUUAUGACAUAAAAAAAAAGAAUGAUAGUAAUAUUAAAAGAUUUCAUAAUAAAAUAAACAGAACGAAAGAAGAAAAAAAAAAAAAAUGGAAUAAAAUAAUAAUCAAUAGAAACAACAUUUUACAACACAAUACAACUAAUAAAUGUAAAACCUUUCUAUUUAAUAAACACAUAAUAUUUGAUAAAAUAGAAAAUAAUAAUAUUCCUUUAUUUAUUUAUGAUUUAUUAAACUAUAUAUUUAAAUCAGAUCAAACAUAUUUUUAUCAUAAUAAUUUUAUAGAUGAAUAUAAGCAGAAAAUAUGUAAACAAAUAAAAUGUUCAACCAAAAAAAAUGACAUAUCUCAUAUAAUUACAUCGAGGAAAGAAAAUCAUUUAUUUCAUGUACAAAAACUUGAAAAUAAUUAUAAACAUCCAAAUAUAAAUAAACAGCUAAGAAAGACGAAAAUCUUGAAAUAUGUAUAUAAUUAUUUUAAGGAAUUUAUUAAUAAUGUAAUUAAUACAAAAUUUGGUAAAAUAUAUAGGAAAUUUUUUCCUCGAAAACAUAUAUUAAAUAAGAUACAUAAAAUAUUUAAAAUUAUAAGAUUACAAAUAAUAAAAAAAUAUCGUAUUAUAAAUAUACGAAUGAAUCGAAAAUUUAUUAAACAAAAAGUAUAUGAUACAUUUUUUAAAAAUUAUGAUUUCUUAUCAUUUUCAUUUAAAACGUAUAAGAUUAUUAAUUUUAUGGUAUAUAUAACCAAAAAAUGUAUACCUAUCAAAUUAUUAGGUAGUAAGCAUAAUUUCAAAAUAUUUUUAAAAAAUGUAAAAAAAUUUUUGUUAUUUAAUUAUAAAGAAAGUUUUUCGUUAAAUCAAGUAAUGAAAAAUAUUAAGGUAAAAAAUAUAUUUCAAAAAAAAAUAAGUAAAUAUAAUAUAAAAAAUAGAAUUUUAUUAAAGAAUAUAUUUGAUAACAACUAUGAAAACAAAAUUUUACAUAGAAAUAAUAAGGAAAUCAUAACAAAUAUAAAUGAUAACAUAAAAAUAUAUAAUAAAAAAAAUGAUAAUUUAAAUAAUUCAUUUAAAAUAAAAACAACGUUAUUCAAUAAAUUGAGGAGAAAAUAUUUCAAUAAAAUUAAAAAAAUUAAUAUAGCUAUACAAAAAAGACAUCUUAUGAAUAGAUUAAUAUAUUUCCUUUUUAAUUAUUUUAUUAUGCCACUAAUUAGAAGAUUUUUUUUUCUAACCAAAUCUGAGCAAACCUUACAUAAAACAAUUUUCUUUGAUAGAAAAAUUUGGAAUCAUUUUACGAAAAUUUCGAACUUUUGUCUUUACCAUCAAAUUUUUAGGAAUAAAAAGUUAAAAAAAAGAAAUGAACCCAAAAUGGAUUAUGUACAAAAUAUGUUCAAUGUGAAGAAAAAAGGUGAAAAAAUAAAAACAAAUAAAUAUAUAUUUAUUAAGAAAAUGAAAAAAAAGAGCACUAAUAAAUGUAUUAAUAAUAAAUUUUCCAAAAAAUGUAUCCCUAAAAAAAAAAAAAAAAAUUUAUAUAACAUCACACGUCAUAAUAAUAUAUUUAUUAAAAAGGAUAUGGAAAAAAAAUCAAAAACUAACAAUUUAAUUAAUAAAAGUAUAGAUAAUUUAUACAAAUUAAAGGAAAUUAACAAAAAAAGUGUUAGACCAUAUAUUAAAAAAUUUUACUAUAAAAUAAAAAAGAAAUAUUUUGCUCUAAAAAAAAUGUAUAUUCAUAUGAGAAUGGCAAAAGAAGAAAAAAGUAACAUAAAAUUAGAAAGAGCAUUCAAACAUUUUUUUAUUUUUGCUCAAGAAAAAGAACACAUAUUGAAAUAUUUUAGUUCCCAUUUUUUUCAAAAUAGAAAGAUAAAUUAUGGUAAACGAUUUAAUAAACUAAUACAUCGAAUAAAAAAUAUAAUAAUAAAGCAAAACAGUGGAAUUGUUAAAAAUAAGGAUAAGACAUUUUUACAUUUAAUCAAAAAUAAAAGUAACAAAAAUAACAAUAACAAGAAGAAGAACAAAAAUAAUUAUAACAAUAAUAAUAUUAAUAAUAACAAUAAUAAUAAUAACAAUAAUAAUAUUAAUAAUAAUAAUAACAACAAAUGUAAACUAUCAAAUUCCAAAAGGUAUAAUAUAAGAAAUAAUAAUAAUAAUAAAAAGGCUAAAAAUAAUGAGAAGAACAAUAUUGAUGAUUCCAAUUUAGAAAAAAAAAAAAAAAAAAUAUACAUAUAUAAAAUAAAAAAUAUUAUAGAGAAAAGAAAUUUUAUGUUAAAAUUAAAUUCAAUCAAUCAUUUUAUAUCUAAAAAGUUAAGAAUUAAUUGGAUACCAAAAAAAAAAGGAUUAAGACCUUUAAUUAAUUUGUCUACUUUAAAUGUGCCAGAAAUUGUCAAGCAACGAAUUUUUGAAAUUUUGAAAAGUAAAAAAAGCAGUGAAUUUUAUUUCCAUAAUAUUUUGAAUAAUUUAGAAAGAGAAAAGAAAGAUAAAAAUAUAAAGAAAAGGAAAAAAUAUAAUAAAAAAAAUUUUAACCCUGUAUCAUUAAACAAUAUAUGUAAUUUUUCCCUUAAAUGUUUAGGUAAUAUGAGACAUAAUAAUAAUUCCUUAUUUAAAAAUACAUUAACGAAAACAGGAGAAAUAGAAUUAAAAUUAAAAAAAUGGUUACAUUAUUUAAAAAAUUGGUUUUAUAAAAAAAAAAGAAUGAAAAAGUAUAUUAAAAAUAAAUUAAAAAACAAUAAAAAGAUAUAUGCAUAUAUAUGUAUUGGAGAUUUCUCAAACUGUUAUGAACAUAUAAAUCAUAAUUAUUUAUUCAAGAUUUUAAAAAAUUUCUUUGAUAAUAUAAAUAAUUUUGAAUUUAUUUAUUUAUUUAAAAGAUCUUUUAGAUUAUAUAAUAAAAAUUUAAAUAAUUCCUUUUUAUCCUAUUACCCAGUUAAUGUAAAAUCUUUUGGUUUACAUUAUAUAAGAAACUUACGAGAGCUUAUAAUAAAGUCACAUCUGAAUGAUAAUCAUCACUUUUUAUUAAAUCAAAUGUUUAAAACCAAAUCAAAAUCGGAUUUAUACAUUUUUGCCGAUUCAUAUAAAAGUCUGCAAGUGGACAAAAGGGAUAUUUUCAUGACUAUAAUAACUGUUAUUAGAUAUUACUACCUCAAUAUAUAUUUUAGUAUAAAAGAAUUUAAACUUAAUAGGAAAAAUAUUUUCUAUUUUCAAAUAUUUCAGGAAAAUCAAAUGAAGGGUGUUUAUUUGAGUGUCCGUGAUAAGAAAAGGGUUGAAAAUAUUAAAAAAUGGUAUUUAAACAGCAUGAAAAAAAUAAAUCACGACGAAAUACUAGAAAGUUUAAAAAAUUCAUCCAUAAAUAUAAAUAAUAAAAACUUUAUGAUAUGUACCAAUCAUGAGCAAGAUACAGAAGAAAAAGGAAAUACACAAAAUAAGGAGAAGCAUGAUAUUUAUAUUGGACCAAUAUAUAAUAAUUCGUUCGACAGUACAACAACAACACAUAGUAGUAAUAAUUAUAAAGGGAAUAAUAUCCAUGUGAGUGGGGAUUAUAAGAAUGAUGGGCUAUUACAUAAAGGUAAUAAUAGUAUGAAUGAAUGUUAUGUGAAGGACAUAAAAUGUAAUAAUAAUAAUAAUAAUAAUAAUAAUAACAACAACAAUAAUAUUAAUAAUAGUUAUAAUAAAUUAAAUUGUGUUACGAAUAAUAGCAAAAAUGACAUAAUUAAAUACCACAAAACUAUCGACACAGAUAAUAGUAAAAAUCAUACAUACUUUAAAAAUAAAUUCCUAAAUUUUUUGGAUAAAAAAAUUAUUAGUAAUAUAUAUGGCUUACCACAAGGUUUUAGCUUAUCUAAUAUAUUGUGCUCCCUAUAUUAUGCAUAUUUAGAUAAAAAUGAAGAAUUUCAAAAUUUAUUAUAUUCAGAAAAACAAAUCAAUAAUAAAUAUUUCUUAGCAAAUGGAACUUGUAAUUAUUUCAAUUUAAAUUCACUCAUACUCCGAUUUAUUGAUGACUUUUUAUUUAUAACUCUUAAUAAAAAAAAUAUUAAAAUAUUUAAAAACUUACUAUUAAAAAAAAAAAUAUGGGGAAGUAAUAUUAAUUCAUCCAAAACCAAAAUCUUCAAAAUACCACUUAUAUAUAAAAAUGAUUUACUAAUAUAUAAUUUUCAAAAUAAAUACCAACAAAAAAAAAAAUACAAAAUAAAAAAUAAAAAAAAAAUACAAAGUGUGAGGAACAAACGGAUACAUAAUCAGCUAGUCAAUGCUAAUAAAAAAAAACACACAUCUGUACAAAAAGAUAAAAUAAAUAAAUAUAUAAAUCUCAUACAUCCAACAAUACAAAAAAAUGAUUCUGUCUUGUCUUCUAAUUCUAUUAUGAAUUUUGAAAGGAUAUAUAAUAAAGAAAGUCAUAAAAGUAACAGUUCAAUACGUACGGAUAUUCCGAAUAGUGUUGUAAAUGACGAUAUAGAAUAUAAUCAAAAAAGUGAUAAUAAUUCUUACAGUACUAAUAAUUUAUACAACAAUAUAAAUAUGACUCAAAAUGGUGAUAAUAAUAAUGUUAAUAUUUUUAAACAUGUACAAAAUGAUUCUUUUCAAUGUUUUAAUAGUAACAACUUAUAUAUUGAAAAGGAUAUAAAAGAAAAUAAUAUUUCACAAAUCAACAGAAAGUUAUGUUCUAAAAGAAAUUUUACAAAAAAAAGUAGAAAAAUAAAUACUUUGACAUAUUUACAAAUUGAUAAAGUUAUAAAAAUCCUAAAAUGUAAGAAGAAAUAUAUAAAACAUAUAAAAAAGAUGAAGUAUAUGAAUAAUUUUCAAAAUUUUAAAAAAUUAAAAAAAUUACAAAAAUUUCAUAAUGCCUCUUUUGAAUUAAAAAUUAAUAAAAUUAAUAAAAAUAUUAGACGAUUGAAUAAAUUAAAAAAACGUAAAAAUCAUUCUAUAAACAUUACUCCUGUUACUUCUAUAGAAUGGUUAAAUAAUUCAUACACAUUUGAUUUUAUAAAUAAUUCUAUACAAAGCACUUCAUAUCCAUGGAAAAAUAAAUGUGAUGCUACUAUUAGAAAUCAUUUACAUCUACAUAAUGUUAUUAUAGAUAAAAAUAAUAAAACUUAUUUUAUGAAAAACCUAGUUGAAAAUAGAAUUGUACGAAAUAUUAUAUCCAAACAAAAAAAAUGUCAAUCCUUAUAUAAGAAUAAGCAAAAUGUAUAUUUCUGUUAUAAAAAUAAUUUUAGCUUAUUAAAAUCAUCUAUAUUAAAAUUCAUCUGUUGUAUUAAAACACUCAAAAAAAUGUUUAAUGCAUUUACAAAUUCUACAUAUAACACAAAAUUUAUAUUAUUUCUCAUAUCGUAUAUGAAUAAAAUGUUAAUAAAAAAUAAAAAACUCAAAUUUGUCAAAUUGUUUUUAAUUCAAACAGCAAUCGAAGCCUUCCGUUAUGCCAGAAUUUUUAAUCAGCAGGAUUCCUUUUAUCCGUGUCUCCAACAUUUCAGGAAAAUCAAAAAAAGAUUAAUUAACAAAUACAAAAUUGGACAUAACAAAAAUUUAUUGCGAGAAUUUUUUUUCCUGUUUAAUUUUAUCAAGAAAGAGUUGUAUAAUUCAUGGCCUUACAUGUUCAAAAUAAAAAAUUAA